AUGCCACCCCGGUUAAGAAUCGCCCCGUUCCAUCAGAUUCCUCGAUGCCAACAUGAACUCCGAAUUGCCAGGAGCGCAAGCAGCGCUGCUCCGGCAGUCACACCCGCAGCUCCCAUUGAGCAAAUGACACACUCACCAGCGCCGGUUUCGAGGUUCCCUCCUGCCCAGCCGCCCUCGCACCGCAACCCUGAAUACCGUCGGUCGCAACUUUUGCGGUCAUACACCUCCCUUAUCCGCACAUCUCCUCUCAUGGUGAUCUUCCAACACCACAACCUCAAGUCCAUGGAAUGGGCCGCCAUCCGCCGAGAACUAGCGAACGCAUUGAAAAAGGUCGAUGACAAGAUCGCUGCCGAAGGACGGACAGCCCCGGCGAUCGCUCCCUAUAUCAAGAUCCAGACCAUCCAGACCAGCAUCUUCGAGGUCGCCCUGCGUAUAGUCGAGUACUUCAAGCCCAGCGAUGCCUCGCUGGCCUCGGGAAAGCCUCCCAACGCGACUGACCCCGUGACACAAACCUCCGCGGAGCUGCCCGCGGUUUCAGGCUCCAGGGAUGAUCCUUCUUUGACACACGACUUGUCCCGGACCGCCCACAACGCCAUCAAGAAUUCGAAGGGCAUGCACGAGCUUUCCCCUCUGCUCGUUGGCCCCGUUGCUAUUCUUUCCAUCCCCACCGUCUCGCCCGAGCACAUGAAGGCUGCGCUGUCAAUUCUCACCCCCAAGGAAGCCGGCUUCCCUGCCCCUACCCGCAAGGCCAACCCGGACUACCACGACCCCAUUGUUCAGAACGGUCUGCGCAAGAUUAACUUGUUGGCUGCCCGUGUGGACAACCAGGUCUUUGAUGUCGAUCAGACUAAGUGGGUUGGUAGCAUCGAGGGUGGUAUGGAUGGCCUCCGCUCUCAACUUGUCACUGCCUUGCAGAGCAUGAGCUCCAGCGUUGCCACUACCCUGGAGGGAGCUGGCAAGAGUGUGUAUUUCACACUGGAGAGCCGCCGAAGCGUUUUGGAGGAGGAGCAGAAGGGACCAGAGGACAAGAGCGAAUCGUCCUAA
This is a messenger RNA of Penicillium salamii, 1044 nucleotides long. The record is from the annotation of a GenBank genome assembly. NCBI's taxonomy places the organism in Eukaryota, Fungi, Ascomycota, Eurotiomycetes, Eurotiales, Aspergillaceae.